Molecule: messenger RNA, 1245 nt
Organism: Yarrowia lipolytica CLIB122
Lineage: Eukaryota; Fungi; Ascomycota; Dipodascomycetes; Dipodascales
Biological process (GO): poly(A)+ mRNA export from nucleus
Cellular component (GO): nucleus
Source: RefSeq, a predicted model, not a curated record
AUGAGUGACACAGAAAAGCCGAUCAAGUCUGAGGAGCCCGUCGACGAGGGCGUGGACCGCGUUGACGAGGAGGAGAAUGUUGAGGAACCUGCUGAGGAUGUUGGAGAGGCUGCCGAGGAGGCUUCUGAAGCCCCAGAAGAAGCCCCUGCUGAAGCUGCUACUACUACAGAAGCUGCUCCUGCUGACGACGAUGAGGACGACUCGGAUCUGUCUGAUCUUGAUGAGGAUGAGAUCAAGAACGCCGCUAUUGAGGACGACGACGACGACUAUAACAAGCUGAGCGCCCACCGACGAAAGGUGCAAAGCUCAGGCAAGAAGACGCUCAAGAAGCGAGCCACCAAGGACUCGAGGGCCGCGGACGACGAUGAGGACGAGAUCGAUCACUCACAUAUCGAUUUGGACCCCAGCAUGGCGCGACGACGGGAGAUUGAGGCUCGGAUCGACGCGGCCAUGAAGCCUGCUUCUCAGCGACGGAAGAAGCUGGGAGAGGACGAUAUCGAGAUGAUGCAGGACGAGCGAAUCUCCAAUCUGCGGGAGAAGAUGCGAAACGCGGCCAUUGCCGACGCGGAAUCCAACCGAGAGGGCCAGCCUGCCACACAUAAGCUACAGCUGCUUCCCGAGGUCAAGGACGUGUUGCAGAAGCAUCAUUUGGCCGACUCAAUUCUGGACAACAACUUGCUGGAGGCUGUACGAAUCUGGCUGGAGCCUCUUCCUGAUGCCUCUCUUCCUUCAUACUCCAUCCAGGAGGAACUGUUUGACGCUCUGGUCCGUCUGCCCAUCAAGUCCAUUCAUCUGCGAGAAUCCGGACUCGGAAAGGUGGUCACCUUCUACCGAAAGUCCAAGCAGCCGCAGCUGCGAAUCAAGCGUAUUGCAGACAAGCUUGUGGCAGACUGGACGCGCCCCAUCAUGGGCCGAUCAGACAACUACCGAGAAAAGGUGGUGAGCACACGGUCGUUUGAUCCCAGCACACAGGAGAUUGCGCUGGCUGUGGCUGCCAAGCGAGCCCAGACGCUCAAGGACGGAACUCUGGCCGAAAAGCAGGCAGAGCGACGACGACGAGCCCAUAUCCCCUCUGCACAGCCCGCCAACUACCGUGUUGCACCCAAGAGCGAGAUCAUUCCUCAGAACCGUGGUGGCUCUACUAACGACAUGACCUUCAAGCGGCUCAAGGGCAAGCUGGGCGUCACCAAGACUGGAAAGAAGAAGAGUGGAGUUAGUAUCGAGGGUCGGGGUCUCAACGGCUAG